AUGUUAUUCAAGAAACAAAGUAAUCAGGGCAAGGCAGACUGUUUACCAUUCUGGAAGAAUCAAAAACACUGCUUAUCUCACUCUCACUCCUUCUCUCUCACUCCUUCUCUCUCACUCCUUCUCUCUCUCACCCUCUCUCUCUCUCUCUCUCUCUUUCACGAUGUGGAAAGUUUCCAAGUUCAUUUCGCAAAAGUAAACACAUACCAACAACAAUCCUUUUUUUUUUCUAUUUCUGUUUUAUUUUCUUCAAAUAUUCUUUCAUUCUAUAUUCUUUGUUUUGUUCUUUCUUUUUUCUUCUUAAAAUCUAUUAUAGUUUUGAGGUUAUUCACGUUUGUUUCUUUCGAUUUAUUUGAUUUUCUUUAUCGUUUUUCAAUUCAUUUCGUUUUCUAUUUUUGCCAUAUUUCUUUCUUUCUUUCUUUCUCGCCAUUCUUUAUGAUAUUAUUUUGUCUGUUUUAUUUUUUCAACUUCCUUUCUUUUUCUUAUUUGACUUACUUCUUUCUUGCUUUUUUCUUCUUAAACUCUAUUAUAUUUUUCAGAAUCGUCAGGUUUCAUUCUUUUUUUUUCUUUUCCUCUUACUUUCUUCUUUUUCGUUUUUCAACUCAUUUUUUCGAUUGUCUCAUUAUUCAUAUUUUUCUUUCUUUCUUUCUUUCUUUCUUUCCUUCUUUCUUUUUACGACAUUUUUCUAUUUCUAUUUAUUUCUUUAAAUUUUCUUUCUUUUUCUUAUUUUACUUGCUUCUCCCUUUCUUUUUUAGUUUGUCUUUUCUUUUCAAAUAUUCGUCUUUCUUUUUUUUUCUCUUCCGUUUUACUUACUCUUUUCUUCUUUAUUGUAAUCUUUUAAUUUUGUUUUACGUCUGUUAUUUUCGUCAUAUUUUAAUUAUUUCGUCUUCCUUUCUCUUUUUUUUUCUUUCUCGUCUUCUUACAAGUUUUUUUUCUCUUUUUAAUUUUUUUCUGUUUAUAUUUGAGUUUUUGCUUUUCUCUUUCUUCUUUUUUUUCUUUGUGUACUUAUUUCUAAUUUUGUUUCCGUCUUUCUUUUCUCAUUUGUUAUUACAGGAGAUGAGUUGGUGGGAUUAUUUUUCAGUCUGUUUUAUUUUACCUCGCUUGGGCUGA
Molecule: messenger RNA, 1107 nt
Organism: Acanthosepion pharaonis
Lineage: Eukaryota; Metazoa; Mollusca; Cephalopoda; Sepiida; Sepiidae
Source: the annotation of a GenBank genome assembly